AAAAAAUAAAAUAAAAAAUCCAUUAGAAAUGCCCUGUAUCGUCUCAUGUUGGGAAGUGAGUGAGGGAGUCGUGACGCAUCCAUCAGACAUAUCAAUCUAGUCCUUGCACAGACGAGCACUACCCAUGGCGUUCCCAACCGAGCCUCUCUCCCACCUCCUCCAAUCCGCCACUUCCAGUCUACUCUCCCUCCUCACCUCUCACCAAACCACCUCGCUUUCACCCUCUCAUACCUCACCACCUAAAAUCUGCCUCCCACUCCUCCUCCCCUUCAACUCGUCUUUUCCCGACUCCGCAGUCAAGGGCGGCGUCCCAUCCUCCUACGAUUCCACCUCCUCCUCCGCGUUCCCUUCUACCGUCAGGAUUUCCGGCCUCAACUCCAAUGGCGGGGGCGGUGGUCCCGCCUUCGUGGGCCAGGUCUUCAGUAUGUGCGACCUUUCCGGGACCGGUCUCAUGGCCGUUUCCACCCACUUCGACAUUCCCUUCCUCUCCAAAAGAACACCCGAUUGGCUCAAAAAGAUUUUUGCAACAAUUACCAAGAGCGAGCGAAAUGGACCUGUAUUUCGUUUUUUUAUGGAUUUAGGUGAUGCAGUGGCAUAUGUUAAGAGGCUGAAUAUCCCAAGUGGCGUGGUGGGUGCCUGUCGUCUUGAUUUAGCAUACGAGCAUUUCAAGGAAAAACCCCAUUUGUUCCAGUUUGUUCCAAAUGAGAAACAGGUCAAGGCUGCUAAUAAGCUUCUGAAGACAAUCCCACAGAAUGGAGGAAGCAAAAAGGUUGAUGGUGUUCCAGUUUUUAGUGCUCAAAACCUGGAUAUUGCAAUAGCUUCGAUAGAUGGGAUUAAGUGGUAUACUCCGUACUUCUUUGAUAAAAACAUCCUUGAUAAUAUUCUUGAGGAAUCUGUUGAUCAACACUUCCAUUCUUUAAUUCAAAUUCGGCAUAUGCAACGCCGACGAGAUGUUAUUGAUGACAACACGGGGGCAGAAGUAAUUGAAGAGAUUGGUGAUAGCUUAUGGGAGCCUCCCGAGGUUCAAGAAGUGCUGGAUGAGAUGGGUAAUCCUGGAAUACCUUUAAGUGUUAUUUCCAAAGCUGCUGAAAUGCAGCUCCUUUAUGCAGUUGACAAAGUGAUCCUCAGUAACAGGUGGUUGCGGAAAGCCACUGGCAUACAACCAAAGUUUCCAUAUAUGGUUGACUCAUUUGAGAAAAGGAGUGCAGCUUCUGUUCUGAGAGCAUCUGAGUCCAGUAGCUGUCUUGCCAACUCUCAAAUGGGAAAUGAUAGUAAACAUUCUCAUCACCAAGACACUUCAGAGCCCAAAUUAAAAGAUGCUAUUGAAGCUAAUCAAGGGCACAAACCUGAUUUCAGGUUACCUUUUAGAGAUUUGUUAAGUCAUCUGUUGUCAAAAAAGUCAAUCCGAACAGGAGACUCGUUGAAGGAAUGCAUAAAACAAAACAUACAGCCAAAUUCUCUUCUUCCAAAGAUUACAAUGGUUGGAAUCUCAACUGGGGAGUCAGGUCAAAUGAGCAAAGCCAGUUUAAAUAAGGCAAUGGAGGAUCUAAUAAAAGAGUUGGAGCAGAGAGAGGGAAAUGCCACAGGCAGCAGCAGCAGCAGGAAUGAGUUCAAAAUUGAAGAUAGGGAUCCACUAUUUGUGGCAAAUGUGGGCGAUUACUAUUCUGGCAGGGCAAAGACUGGUUCAGCACGAUGGAUUCGUGGUAGAAAUAUUGAGAGGACCUGAUUGAUGAGAUAGUUGCUUCUGGAGUGAAUUGUGAAUAUUUAGUCCUGGAAUACAUACUCCCUCCCCCACCAAAAAAAGGAAGGCAAGAGAGAUUAAAAGAAAAAAAAAGGGCUAAAUGGUGAUCCAUUGUUUUACUGGUCAUAUUUCUUUCAUGGAUGCCAGCCUCUUGGGUCUCUGUACCCGUGCCUGCAUUAUGUCUACAUCCAAGUUUUGCCAUCUGAUCUAUGUUGUAAAGGAUAAUUACAAACAGGUAUCGUUGAUCAUCUGGUUAAAUUUUGAACUGUUAGAUGCUUGUAUAACAGAUAGAGGAAAGACAAAUCCCUGUUUGCAGUUCCUCCGGUCAUGGAUACAAUUGCAGAAUUUUUAAGUAAUAAAGCUUCUUCAUAUACGCUUUUACGACUGGAA
Juglans microcarpa x Juglans regia is the source of this 2131-nucleotide messenger RNA. RefSeq lists its product as uncharacterized. The coding region runs from base 125 to 1726 and encodes 533 amino acids. NCBI's taxonomy places the organism in Eukaryota, Viridiplantae, Streptophyta, Magnoliopsida, Fagales, Juglandaceae. The transcript is spliced from 9 exons. The record is from RefSeq and is a predicted model, not a curated record. Gene Ontology annotation, biological process: protein transport.